Messenger RNA from Trypanosoma grayi, 438 nucleotides. Its product is annotated as cystathionine beta-synthase,cysteine synthase,serine sulfhydrylase. The record is from RefSeq and is a predicted model, not a curated record. Gene Ontology annotation, molecular function: cystathionine beta-synthase activity; cysteine synthase activity. Gene Ontology annotation, cellular component: cytoplasm. The annotation marks the transcript as partial. The transcript has a single exon. Lineage: Eukaryota; Euglenozoa; Kinetoplastea; Trypanosomatida; Trypanosomatidae.
CGACUAAAGGAGUUGCUGCCCAAUAUUAUUGUGGUUGGUGUGGAUCCGAUUGGAAGUAUUUUGGCGGAUCCUACUGCCCCUCAGACGGAGAAUACACCGUAUCUUGUUGAAGGCAUUGGCUACGACUUUGUGCCAGAUGUUUGUGAAAGAAAGUAUGUUGACAAAUGGAUUAAAUCUGCCGACAAGGAGAGUUUUGCGCUAGCCUCGGAAAUUCACCGUGACGAGGGUCUGCUCGUAGGUGGCAGCAGUGGCUCCGCAAUGUGGGGGGUGCUACAAGCAGAAAAGGAUCUUUGGCCCGACCAACGCUGCGUGGUGGUGUUCCCUGACGGCAUCCGAAACAACAUGACAAAGUCCUUGGUGAUGCCGGCCACCUCAUCGUGGCACCAAGGUCCAGUACCCCGUAUUGUCGGGGGAAGCCAAGCGCCAGCAACGUUCGCC